UCAUUAUCAUUUUGACAUCUGACACGUUUAUGAUUUGUUUCUAUCCGACUAAAUGAAAAAUGUUCAAUCCAAAGAUGUUUCUGAAUAUAAAAGCAGAUCCAGCAAUAUUAAAAUAAUUAUUUUAUUUGUUAAACUUUGUUAAAAUUACUGACAUCACCAGCAAGAAAAAAUGGAUCUAACAGAUAAAAACGUAGUUUUUGUUGCCGGUUUAGGCGGUAUCGGAUUUGAAGCGUGCAAACUAUUAAUGACUAGAAAUUUAGCACAUUUGAUAAUAUUGGACAAAAUUGAAAAUUCAAUGGCUCUAACAACUCUAGAGAUGAUUAAUCGAAAAACAAAGGUUACCUACCAAAAGUUUGAUGUCACAAAUAAAAUGUGCAUAAAAAGUACAUUCAAUGAGAUUAUGAAUAUUAUUGGCUGCAUUGAUGUGUUGAUAAAUGGUGCGGGUGUAAUAGCUGAUCGGAAUAUUGAGCUCACUAUCAAUGUAAAUUUAAUAGGUCUUAUUAAUACCACCAUGGAAGCUCUUCCGUACAUGGAUAAAACACAAAAGGGUAGAGGUGGGCUUAUAGUAAAUAUUGCAUCACUUUUAGGCUUAGAUCCAUGUCCACCAAUAGCCAUUUAUAGUGCUUCAAAAUUUGCAGUUGUAGGAUUUACUCGUUGUUUGGCGGACUCGUAUUAUUACAAUCUUAGUGGAGUUGCGGUAACUGCAAUUUGUCCUGGACUUACAGAUAGUCCAAUGACUACCGUUUCUAAAAUUAGUGAUACGUUCGAUUAUUCCAAGCCAUUAACAGAUAAAAUAUUUUGUGCGCCAAGUCAAACAGCCACCACAUGUGCCAAACAUUUGUUAAAUAUCAUUGAGAGGUGUGAAAAUGGUUCGUUGUGGAUUAGUAAUAGAGGUUCAAUGACAAAAGUUGAACACCAACUUUAUUGGCAACCUUGAGUAAUCAUAAAAGUAACAAGAGCCAUUUUUUAAGUAAAUGAUUAAUGAAUAAAUUAAAAUUAAUCGUGGAAAAUUGUUUUUUUGUUAAUUAAUUUUGUUUAAUAGUUUAAACGUACAUGUUCGGACCACUUCCAUUGUUUAAAUAUAAUACGUAAAUAAAUACAUACAAACAUACAUACAUAUUU
Messenger RNA from Lucilia cuprina (Australian sheep blowfly), 1122 nucleotides. Its product is annotated as alcohol dehydrogenase-like. Lineage: Eukaryota; Metazoa; Arthropoda; Insecta; Diptera; Calliphoridae. Gene Ontology annotation, molecular function: alcohol dehydrogenase (NAD+) activity. Gene Ontology annotation, cellular component: cytoplasm. The transcript has 3 exons. The record is from RefSeq and is a predicted model, not a curated record. The coding region runs from base 170 to 937 and encodes 255 amino acids.